Molecule: messenger RNA, 2978 nt
Organism: Leptidea sinapis
Lineage: Eukaryota; Metazoa; Arthropoda; Insecta; Lepidoptera; Pieridae
Gene: eIF3m
Product: eukaryotic translation initiation factor 3 subunit M
Exons: 7
Coding region: 156-1310 (384 amino acids)
Biological process (GO): cytoplasmic translational initiation
Cellular component (GO): cytoplasm; eukaryotic translation initiation factor 3 complex
Molecular function (GO): translation initiation factor activity
Source: RefSeq, a predicted model, not a curated record
AACAGUUACUCCUCUUUGGCUCUUGCCAAGUUGUGAUUGUGGCGAUUGACGAUUUUUGGUUAUAAAUAUAUUCACGGAAAUAUAAUAUAAUUCUUAUAUUACAGACAUAUGAAUGGUCCAUUUAAUCCAGUGGCAAGAACAUAUAAAUUGUAAUAAUGCAGGGCCCCGCAGUUUUUAUGGAUAUAUCCUUAGAAGAUCAGGCGCAGGAGUUGAGAAAAUAUUUCAAAAGCCUUGGUGCUGAAAUAUCAGAAGAAAAAUCACCAAAAGGUAUUGAGGACGACUUGCACAAAAUUGUUGGUGUAUGUGAUAUAUGCUACAAGGAGAAUAAUGAAGCAGAUAUUGAAGCCAUAUUGAACAGUAUUGUGUCCAUAAUGGUGUCUAUACCAUUGGAGCGUGGAGAAAAUCUUAUUGUAGCUUUUAGUCAAAGACUUGGCAAAGCUCCAGGACCUAAGCUUGGUUUCGUGGCUUUACAAUCCUUAUGGCGGCUAUAUAACAAUCUGGAGCAGGACUCUCCGUUACGGUAUCAUGUUUACUAUCAUGUGAUAGAGCUUGCAGCCAGGACUGGUGGUGUUGGAGAGGUUUUCAAGAAUGUGGAACAGCUGAAGAAGGAGUUUGCAUCUUGCCCACCAUCCAACGAACAAAUGCAAAAAUUAUACAGAUUGUUGCAUCAAGUUUUGAAAGAUCAGAAUAGUGAACUUGCAUCAAAAGUUAUGAUUGAAUUACUAGGCACCUAUACAGAUGAAAAUGCCUCAUACGCAAGAGAAGAUGCAAUCAAAUGUAUAGUUACAGCACUGGCAGACCCUAAUUCAUUCCUACUGGAUCCUUUAUUAUCUCUCAAACCCGUGCGCUUCCUGGAGGGAGAAUUAAUACAUGAUCUAUUAACUAUAUUCGUGUCUGAGAAAUUAUCAAGUUAUCUGCAGUUUUAUAAUAAUCAUAAGGAGUUUGUUCAGUCUCAAGGUUUGAACCACGAUCAAAAUAUAAAAAAGAUGCGGAUAUUGUCCUUCAUGCAAAUGGCAGAGUCAAAUCCAGAACUCACAUUUGAUGAGAUCACGUCAGAGCUGCAGAUUGAAGAUAAAGAUGUCGAGGCUUUUAUUAUUGAAGUGCUGAAGACGCGGCUGGUGCGCGCGCGCAUGAACCAGGCGCAGCGGUCGGUGACGGUGUCGAGCACCAUGCACCGCACGUUCGGACGGGCGCAGUGGCAGCACCUGCGGGACGUGCUGCUGUUGUGGCGGACCAACCUGCAGCAGGCGCACGAGUCCAUGAGCUCCGUGACCGCGGCGCAGCUCGAGUACACGCAGCAGAAACCCUGAACACUGCGCCACCGCCACCUGGCUGAUAUUCAGAAACAACUACCACUCUGUCAUAUUAAAAAAAAAUACAACACAACAGUUACAAUAUGUACUUUUUAAAUACUUUUGUAGAAGUAUCAUAUUUAAAUAAAACAUUUUUUAAAGGAUUAAAACGUGUGUUAUUUUAAUUAUGUCUUUACAGUAGAUUUUGCGUAAAAGUUACAUUAUUAUUAUUUUAGUAAACCCGACGUUUCGUGACAUUUCCAGAUCACCUCACGAUCACGCAGUCCCCUUGAAACAAUUGCACGCAUUUUAAUACUUUAAAAAGGGUUUAUUUGAUUAACAAAGAAAAUUAUUAAAGUAACAUAUUAGAAAAAAAUUUUGGCAAUAUUGAUACAGUCUGUUAACAUUUCAUCUUACUGUUUCAGAUUGAUUAGUUAUAUACAAAAUUGUACUUUUUUUGUUUUUCACUAUUAACUUUUUACUACAAUAAUUAGCAUUCUAGCGGAAUUCAUUGUGUCUCUGAAAAUCAGCCUUAGUAGCAGGAACUGCGGGGUUUUAAUUAUAGCUCUGUACAUUUUGUAUUUUUGAAACGAAAAUCAGUAAAAAUUCCUGAACAUUUCAAUUGAAUAUUCCCGUAAUAUCUCUGCAAGCAGGGUUACAGACGAAUAGAAAUAGCCAGAAACAUAUAGAUCCGGGAAGGAUCUUGAGCAAUGAGACUAACUAUUCUAAAACUAAAAGUGAUUUUUCAUAGCAAAUUUUAGUACCACCUCACAAAAAUUCACAAAUAAGUUAACAUCUAAAUAGUUAACUGUAAAAGUAAUAAGAAAAAUGUUACAAAACUAUUUAUAAUCAAUUUACUAAGCUUAUAAGAAUGAAUUACGAAUAAUGACAUAAUGAGUAAUAUUCAAACAGUAAUUGGACAGAGUAACAACCUAAUCAACAGUUGAAGCGAAAGCCAGUAAGACAUCGCCUUUCAUAGAUGUCUCCACCUUCCUCUUUUCUCACUUUCUACACUAUCGGCCCAACAAAUGCAAUUGGCAUAAAGUUAUAUCUGAGAAUAAACCUUUACUUUAUGCAAUACUGAGAAAAAACUUAUACGCAAAAUGUUUGCUUAUGAUUGGUUUAUUCGGACGUAUAACGUUUCCCGCGUUUAUAUGCAAGGCUACUUGACAUUCGCAAAAGUUCAGAAUUAUAUAUUUUUUUUAAUUUAUUUAGUGGCACAGGAUGAGAAAUAACAUUGCAUUGACAGUGUUGACAGCGAUAUAGUCAAUAUUUUGGAUAUUCUUGGUGUAUAAGCACGUGCGUUGGAAAACAUAUGUUAUUAAAAAUCAAAAUUAGUUAAGGCGGAACAAUAGACAGACAGGUUUAUACGUUUAUAUAACUUAAUGCCAAGUUUAGUUUUAUAUUUAUUAUACUUUUUGUUAGUAAGGCUGUAUAUGGUUUUAUUUAUAAGAAGGCUAACACCUUUCAUAUUAAUGCAGAUAAAAAUUACAAUUAUAUACAGUUUUAUGCGCAUGAUAAUUAUAUUAGGUAUGUAUAGUACUUAUAAUAAAACAAAAUUUUUGACUUCUGCACAUCCAAUCCCGGGAUCUAUAUUAUGUUUACACAUUAAAAACAGUCUGUCGAAAUAAUAUAUAGAAUUACUUGACCAUUGUAUAACUUCUAAAUAAAGUCCUUUCUGCCAUA